AACUUCAUAUCAAACAUGACAGAUCAUCUGUGAAGAAGCGAGUAGCUCUUUCAGUCUUCAAAUAAAAGUGAAAUUUGCGCUUAGAAACUAUCGAAAGUGACUAGAAAAUAGUAGUAAUUUGUUGUGAAAUUAGUGUGUUGUGUCUUUGAUUGUUAGAACACAUGCUAGAACAAUUUUCGGUUAUUUCAGUACAUAUCGUAUCUUGUUGAUUUGUUUCUGGCCAAAUAGUAUUUGGAUAAGUUGAGGAGAUGAACAAUAAUAACAACCAAAAUGUCUAUGACUUGGUGGAGCAACUAUGCACGGAACUCGGCGGCAGGAAUCACAGAGGGGCCGCGAGGAGUGUCACAGCUUACCUGGCGAACACGCAGAACGCUGCUCGGGCGACGGGCGCAGAGGAUGAGCAGACAAUAGUGGCCAAAAUCAGAUCGAUUCUCUCACAGAAGUCCAGUCGUGAUUUGGAGUCCUUCGCGCGGCUGCACAAUCACUUAUCGUCAAGCAUGGAAUUGGUUCCUCGCACGCAAAUACUCUCAUUUCUUCUGUGCAUGGCAAAUUCCGGAAGGGAAAAUAGAGGCCAAUCGGCUGGCAGAAAUAAUUCUGUUCAACGUGCGAUUCCCGAGUCUGCUUUGCCGCGGCCAACAAUGCUGCGAAGCCAGAGCGCUUCGAAGGCUUUCUCCAGUCGCUCCUCAUCUGCACUUCAGGCGACAACAUCCGUGCCGCGCUCUGGCAGUCAAUCGUCAUUCGACGUUGUUGAUCUGCAGGAUGAACUCGUGCAGGAUGUGCUGUAUGCCAUGAUUGGGAAGCAGUGCAAGUACCUGCGGAAGGAUGUCGUGAACGGAGGUUUUAAGCUGGAGCCGGCCAAGCGGCGUUCCUUGAGUGCCCAGCACGCCGAAAUGCUGCUUCGGCUGGCAGAGGUGGGCUUUCUGCACGAUCAAGUGGAGAACUUUGUGGACAAGCGGAGCGAGAAGCAUCCACUGGGACUGAUUGGACAGGGCCUAGUGACGGCAAUUCGGAGGGAAUUGACUGAGCAUUAUGGCACAGUGGCCAGUAUGCAGGAACACGUGAAUGCCACGCGACGCGAGUCGAAUGGUCAUCAGAGGGAGCGCGUGACGCUGAUGAAGCUGAUGAUGUGGGUGAUGACGCCACAACAUCGUCUCAGCUGUCUUAUGAAGAUGCUGGAGAAGUGCGUUGAUCGCAAGGGUGGAACGCUCAUUAGUGCCAUUCACAGCUUCCUGAGUCACGGCGAUCGGCAGAUGAAGAGCUUCGCGGAUGUGCUGCUGCAGGCAAUGUGUCUGCCGCUGCGCCACAUGCUUUUGCAAUGGCUGCUGAAUGGCGAGGUGGAGGAUCCCUAUGGGGAGUUCUUCAUUGAGACGCUGCACGAUGUGUCGAACGAUCGACUGUGGCAUGAGAAGUAUCGUGUGCGUGAGAGUCAACUGCCGACAUUUAUCAGCACGAAUCUUGCCAAUAAGAUCCUAGUCAUUGGGAAGGGAAUCAACUUUCUGCGCCAAGUGUGUCAUGAUGAGGGUGCCAUUGGUGGUCGGGAGGACUUGAAGUUGUGCUUCGAGGAGAGCAUCGAGAGUCUGUUUUCUGCCUCUGGCGACACGAGACUCCAUCAGCAGAUUGAUAACUUCUACCUGAGCACGAGCAAGAAGGUCUUGCAGGUCAUUACGGGGCCACACAAGUUACUAGAUCAUCUGAAGGCGAUGAGAGACUAUCUGCUGAUGGGUCAGGGAGAUUUCAUUGGUCUCCUCAUGGAGUCACUCAAGUGCCAACUGGACAGCCCGGCCAAGGAGGUGCAUUGCUAUAAUCUGUCAGCCAUCAUGGAUGCCACAAUUCGCAUGACAAAUGCCCAGUUCGAUGAUCCGGACAUUCUCAAUCACCUGGAGGUGCAAAUACUGGAGCCAUUCGACGGCGACACGGGCUGGGAUAUUUUCUAUCUCAAGUACACCGUUCAGGGUCCAGUGGCGACAAUGCUGGAGCCGUGUAUGGCCAAGUACAAGAUGAUCUUCAAGCCGCUGUGGCGCACAAAGCGCAUCGAGUUCGUGGUGAUGUAUAAGGUGUGGAAGGAGCAGAUGUGCAAUGCCAAGCAAUUCCGCAGCAUGAGGACAGAGAUGAAUAGCAUUACGUACAAAUUGCACUUGUGCACGCUGGAGAUGAUGCACUUUAUCAGUGAGAUUCAGUACUACAUCCUGUUUGAGGUGAUUGAGUGCUCGUGGGCGGCGCUUAGCAAGAGAAUCGGCACGGCCACGGACAUUGAUGACAUCCUGGAGGCGCACAGUGACUUCCUGGAGACUAUUCGCUAUGGUAUCUUCCUGGAUGCCAAGAGUGAGAAUUUGCUUGCCAAGCUGGACACGAUCUUCCACGAGAUGAUGAAUCUGGAAGCGUGGCAGGACAAGUUCUACGAGGUGUGCUUCCGUGAGCUGAACGCGCGCACGGCUUUCGACAAGCACGUGAUGGUGAGUGAGAAGAAGGGACAGUACGGUGUGACGACGGAGAAGCGACUGGAGCGCGAUCAGGAGAAGAAAUUCUUCCAGAUUGACUUGGCCAAGUUCCACAAGAGUCUCGAUCACAUUCGCCAGAACUAUGAGACGUCGGUGAAGCAAUUCCUCUACGAGCUGGCCUCGUCCAAUGACUACAAUCUGCAGCUGUUCGGCAUCAGGCUGGACUUCAAUGAGUACUACAAGCGACGUGAUGAGCGCCUCAAUGUGCCACUCACGUACGAAUUCAUGCGCCUCAGCAAUAUGUUCAGCAGCAGCCGAAUGAACGCCAGCUCCAGUAGUCGCAUGAGCACCAGCCAUCACAACUGACCAACUUCCGAAAUUCCG
Phlebotomus argentipes is the source of this 2822-nucleotide messenger RNA. It is a transcript of the gene Grip91, whose product is annotated as gamma-tubulin complex component 3. The transcript is spliced from 4 exons. Lineage: Eukaryota; Metazoa; Arthropoda; Insecta; Diptera; Psychodidae. Gene Ontology annotation, molecular function: gamma-tubulin binding; microtubule minus-end binding. The coding region runs from base 249 to 2804 and encodes 851 amino acids. Gene Ontology annotation, biological process: meiotic cell cycle; spindle assembly; microtubule nucleation. The record is from RefSeq and is a predicted model, not a curated record. Gene Ontology annotation, cellular component: equatorial microtubule organizing center; gamma-tubulin small complex; centrosome.